AUGUCCAUCGGCGUUCCAAUCAAGAUUCUCCACGAGGCAGAGGGCCACAUCAUCACCUGCGAGACAAACACCGGCGAGGUGUACCGCGGCAAGCUGGUGGAGGCUGAGGACAACAUGAACUGCCAGAUGGCGAACAUUACCGUCACCUACCGAGAUGGGCGAGUCGCUCAGCUGGAGAACGUCUUCAUCCGCGGUUCAAAGAUUCGCUUCCUCAUACUGCCGGACAUGCUGAAGAAUGCACCGAUGUUCAAGAAGAUGACGGCUAAAGGUGGCGGAGGCGGCGGUGGAGGGGCAAAUACGGCGGGCAGAGGAAAGUCGGCGAUACUGCGGGCGCAAGUCGCCCGAGGCCGUGGUCGCUCGGUGGUGCAGCGAGCCAUCAUUCAUCGCCGUAAGUAG
Rhagoletis zephyria (snowberry fruit fly) is the source of this 396-nucleotide messenger RNA. Lineage: Eukaryota; Metazoa; Arthropoda; Insecta; Diptera; Tephritidae. The record is from RefSeq and is a predicted model, not a curated record.